Molecule: messenger RNA, 1356 nt
Organism: Thermothielavioides terrestris NRRL 8126
Lineage: Eukaryota; Fungi; Ascomycota; Sordariomycetes; Sordariales; Chaetomiaceae
Exons: 2
Coding region: 128-1147 (339 amino acids)
Source: RefSeq, a predicted model, not a curated record
CAGCUUCACACCAUCCGUCACAAUUCAGCCAGCAGGCACCCUGGCACCUCUCGACCUGUUCUAUUCACUUCUGGCCACCUCAGGCUUGACCACCUCCUUAGGCUCCAUUGAUCUCAACCUCCCCAGCAUGGCUGUCCCCGUCAGCCAGCUUCUCCGCCAACACUCGACGAACCCGGUUCAGUACACGGGGCUGACCACAAACACGGACAAGAAAUGGGCCAAGGAAUUCCAUCCAAUCACAAGACUCAUUGGUCAUACUACCCUCGGGGCUGAUGGUGAGACGGUAUAUGCCAACUUUGAUGCGAUGGCUCCACCACUGGCCGACGACGAUUUUCGCGUGGCCAAACAUGCGUUUCCGCCUAACGAACGGCGCUGGCGCCUUGAGACCGAGGAGGAUUGCGGUGUUUGGUUCCACACCGAGGUAUCCAACAUUGUCCUUCCGGCGUGGAAUGACCGGCCCGCCGUGCUGCAGACAUGCCAGUCCAAGCCUGCCAGCACAACCAAGAGCAUAAAGGAAAACGUCGACAUGAUCUACGCCCUCGCCGAUUCGCACCUGCAGAAGCGCCCUCUUGUCAUCGGCGAGUGGAAGAGGAACAUCAUCAGGUCCAAAGCGUGGCUAGCUGGGAACAUUGGCACAGCUGGCACCCAAGUCAACCUGUCUCGGGAGCUUCGUGGUUAUGCAGUCAAGUACUCCUGUCCUCAUGUGUUUUGCUUCGACGGGCAAUACCUUCUCCUCCUCCAGUUUCGGGCCGCCACAAAGGAAGAUCUCAAGAGGCAGGAUUGCGAGGUGGAUUGUUGGGUGAUCCCACGCAUCAACACCGCCGAGGGUUGCACGCUGCGCUACGCCUUCUAUCGCUUCCUCGCCCAGGGCUUUCGCAGAUGCCAGGGUCUGAGCGGGGGCAGAACACCCGUCAACGGAUUUGCUCCUCAUUCGCGAGAGUGGUUUUCCGGAAUCCCAAUCUUUCAGGACGAGCACGGCGUCUUGACCUACACUCACCCGCAGAAUACCGAUGAGCACGCCUUCUACCGUGAGCUGAAUGUUGAGGAUGGUUCGUUCUACUGGUGCUACAACGGAGACUAUUUGCUUGACCUGAACGGAGCGCUAGUGCGGGACACGGAACCAAUGUGGGGGUUUCCUGAAGCUUAGUGGGCGGUUACGGCGGCUUUCUUUGCUUGCGUCGUGGCGUGGUUGGACAGGGGGUGGGUCGGGGGCGGUUCUGGGCAUCGUGGGCGGGGGCAUUCGGGUUUAAGUCGCUGGAUACCUAUGUCACACUCAUCGCUCUGCAUUUUGUGUUAAUUGUUUCUCACAUUGAGCCCACGAGGGUCGCCAGGUCUCUUCUGAUGUCAGCCGGCUGU